AUGCAUCUCUCUUCUUUCGGUGCGUCCACUCCUCCCUUUCUCUCUCCUUCUCCUCUCACUACUGAAUGCUCCCUCGCUCCUCGACUGCAAGACGCCACCUCGCCUCUCAUCUCUCCUUCCCCUAUUCCCUUCCCCAAUCUCCCGCUCUCAUCCGCCCUCUCCCUUCUCUCUCUACUCCGCGCUUCGACUUCUCUCACCGCGGCUCCCCUCUCUCUCUCAUCCUCCUCGGUCUCCAUCUCCUCCUCUCUCUCCUCUCUCUCUUCUCCUCUCUCCUCCCUCCCGCUCUCUCGAGCUCGCCUUCUCAACUCAUCCCCGCUUCCCUCCUCAUCUCUCCUCGGUCUCAACCGUUCUCAUCUCUCUCCUCUCCUCUCCUCCGUCAAUCCACUCCCCUCUCUCUCCUCAUAA
Molecule: messenger RNA, 405 nt
Organism: Knipowitschia caucasica
Lineage: Eukaryota; Metazoa; Chordata; Actinopteri; Gobiiformes; Gobiidae
Source: the annotation of a GenBank genome assembly